CUGACACGUGACGUCACGUGGUGGGUGGUACUUAGACGUGAGUGGGAAAAGCUUCGCAAAGCUGGGGACAAGGAGACAGAUGUUGGGGGAUUAUCACCAAACUUGGGUUGAGGCAAACCGCUGAUAUGGUUGCACGUCAAAGUAUCUCCUUUCGGACUCCCCGUGUCGGGCGGGUCAACAUGGACGCUUUUCUAAAGACGAAAGAAGGCCCGAGUCAUUGUUGAGUUUUGCGCUAGCCGUUUGACGUUAGCUCGCCCGGCUCGUAACUCCUGCUGCUUCAAACAACUUGUCAACAGCCAAGGCGAUCGAUAGCUUAUCCCAGGCACAAAUCGGAAGUGUUUUCGACACGCACCCGCUGUACAGCCCUGUCGCGGGUUGUCGCUGUGCCGACGGCCAUCGAAUCAGCAGCACUUUAGAGAGAGCCAGUGGGCCAGAAUGGCAACGUGACAGGAGAGAGGCCAGCCGAGCGCGCCUCAAAAAAAAUCAUGGAGGGCUUACAACACCCUGCUCCCGAGCAGCACAACAGGGUCAACGGCGACCGCCUGCCAAGUUCUCCUGAUGAUGCGGCUGAUCUUAAGUGGCCUACGCCCCAGGGGGAAUCCCAGGGCUCAGAUAGCAGCAGAGGUGCGAGUGCGUCGGAACAUGUGGAUCUGGAUCAGCCCGAAUGCCCCGAGAGCGACAUCGAAGUCAAGGAGGAACUGCAGGAUGUGUCCAGUCAACAAGGCAAGCGGGAGAGAAGAGAGAGUGCAGAUGAGGAAAACAAUCACAGCAGUGCAGCAUCAAGCUACACCGCAGACCUUUCCCACACGCCGUCACCAUCGCUGUCUGAGCAGCUGCGUCUGGGCCGUGAGGACAGCACGACCUCCGGUAUCAGUGUGGAGUGUAAGGUGUGUGGGGACAAGGCGUCAGGCUUCCACUACGGCGUACAUGCCUGUGAGGGUUGUAAGGGCUUUUUCAGACGAACUGUGCGCAUGAAAUUGGAAUAUGAGCGCUGCGAGCGUUCCUGCAAAAUUCAGAAGAAGAAUCGCAACAAGUGCCAAUAUUGUCGCUUCCAGAAGUGCCUUUCUUUGGGAAUGUCUCAUGAUGCAAUCAGAUAUGGUCGUAUGCCUGAGGCAGAGAGGAAGAAACUGGUGGCGGGUCUGCUUGCAGAGGAGUUAAACCUCGGCAAACCGGGAGGCUCCGACUUGAAGACGUUGGCCAAGCAAGUCAACGCAGCCUACUUGAAGAAUCUCAGUAUGACCAAGAAAAGGGCCCGCAGUAUCCUGACGGGAAAGACCAGCAGCACCUCACCAUUUGUGAUCUAUGAUGUGGACACGCUCUGGAAGGCCGAAAGUGGUUUAGUGUGGAGCCAGUUGCUCCCAGGAGCUCCCCUGACUAAGGAGAUUGGGGUGCACGUAUUCUAUCGCUGCCAGUGCACCACGGUAGAGACGGUGCGGGAGCUCACCGAGUUUGCCAAGAGCAUUCCGGGGUUUGUCAACCUCUUCCUCAACGAUCAGGUGACGUUGCUGAAGUACGGUGUGCAUGAGGCUAUUUUUGCGAUGUUGCCAUCUCUCAUGAACAAAGAUGGACUCCUGGUGGCCAACGGUAAAGGCUUUGUGACCAGGGAGUUUUUGCGCAGCCUAAGAAAGCCUUUCAGUGAGAUCAUGGAACCCAAGUUUGAAUUUGCCGUCAAGUUCAACGCUCUGGAGCUGGAUGACAGCGACCUGGCCCUCUUUGUAGCCGCCAUCAUCCUGUGCGGAGAUCGCCCCGGCUUGAUAAAUGUGAAGCAGGUGGAGCAGAGCCAGGAUAACAUCCUGCAGGCCCUGGACCUCCACCUGCAGGCAAACCACUCGGACUCAGUCUACCUCUUCCCCAAAUUGCUACAGAAAAUGGCCGACCUGCGCCAGCUAGUGACGGAGAAUGCUCAGCUUGUGCAGAAGAUCAAAAAGACGGAGUCGGAGACAUCGCUGCACCCGCUUCUGCAGGAGAUCUACAAAGACAUGUAUUAAACUGCUCCGAGCAGUACUGUUACAGACUGAAUACACAAUUAGAACAAUAAACCGUGUUCAGUUAAACACUGCUCCAAGUGAGGUCACGGCUGUGCCCAAGCACACAAAUUGUCAUGUGCGCGUGCGGAAUAGGUCACAUCGUGCAAGAGAACGCCGAGUUUUCUUACCAAAGCUGCUCCCUGCUUUCCAGGGGAAACAUUGUACGUUACAUAUACAUAGAUUUGCGCGGUGCUGUGGAGAACAGCCGUCGCUGUGGGCGUGGCGCAUCCAAGCGUCUUUGGUGGAGGUAUUGGACGAAGCUGAUUGCUUUUUGUUUACAUCCUUCAGUCAGUGACCUCCAACUUUACCGUUUGGCCUUGUUGACCUCACUUGGCGCAGGUGCCUGUGCAAUAGCAUAUCCAGUAGUCGCUGUGGACAGCCAAGCCAUCUAGCCAUAUGCAAUACACAUCUGACCUGCACAAGUACAAGGGACACAUCCUGUUUUUAGAUCGACACAUUAUUUUGAAGUUUUUUUCCUCUCCCUUGUAAUUAUGUCUAAUUAUUUGUAAUUGUUGAUUAUAUUUGUCAAACAUGAACUUCAUCACAUCAUCGUAUGUACUUGACUGUAUUUGUUGCUUCUUACCUCCCUGCUUGGUUUGUGAGAAAUAUCAACUUUACACGUUGCCUUUCAUACAGUGACAUGCACAUAUGAUAUCAGUACAGUAGGCCAAUAUGCGCAUAACUUGUACAAUUUUUUAGACCCCCCACCCCUUGAUAUAUAUUUUUUGCAAGUGUGUUUUUUUUUCUUUUAGUCCGCCCUCAUUUAUCUAUUCUACCUCUAUUGUAUGACAAUAUUCUGCUGUCAUGUUACAGCAUGUGCCAUUUUUGCCUUAAUUUUUUUGUAAAUGGGUACAAUGUAUUUCAGUAGUGGUCAAGCAAGCAAAGAAAAUGAUUGAAAUGUCAAAAAAGUGCACUGGAAGUAAUUGUGGUCUACCUCUAAAAUGUGCCAAAUACUUCAUGUUCACCCAAUGACUUGAAAUGAUCGGAAUAUGUUAACCAGAGAAAUGACAUCUCUUUCAUAAACUACUAGUACUGUU
This is a messenger RNA of Hippocampus zosterae (dwarf seahorse), 3064 nucleotides long. It is a transcript of the gene ppardb, whose product is annotated as peroxisome proliferator-activated receptor delta b. The record is from RefSeq and is a predicted model, not a curated record. Gene Ontology annotation, biological process: positive regulation of transcription by RNA polymerase II; negative regulation of transcription by RNA polymerase II; negative regulation of inflammatory response. Lineage: Eukaryota; Metazoa; Chordata; Actinopteri; Syngnathiformes; Syngnathidae. Gene Ontology annotation, cellular component: nucleus. Bases 486 to 1988 code for a protein of 500 amino acids. The transcript is spliced from 8 exons. Gene Ontology annotation, molecular function: nuclear receptor activity; zinc ion binding; RNA polymerase II cis-regulatory region sequence-specific DNA binding.